Messenger RNA from Sitodiplosis mosellana (orange wheat blossom midge), 2026 nucleotides. RefSeq names its product sodium/potassium-transporting ATPase subunit beta-2-like. The transcript has 6 exons. NCBI's taxonomy places the organism in Eukaryota, Metazoa, Arthropoda, Insecta, Diptera, Cecidomyiidae. The record is from RefSeq and is a predicted model, not a curated record. Gene Ontology annotation, cellular component: sodium:potassium-exchanging ATPase complex. Gene Ontology annotation, molecular function: ATPase activator activity. The coding region runs from base 464 to 1435 and encodes 323 amino acids. Gene Ontology annotation, biological process: intracellular sodium ion homeostasis; potassium ion import across plasma membrane; intracellular potassium ion homeostasis.
CAUUCGAACUGGUUGUUGUUUAACACGCUUUGUAAUAGGCUUAGCCGACGAAACUCAACUUAAAUGCUAAACGCAGUUCAAUCCACUCGAUUCAAACAUUGUUUUUUUUUCUUUUGGAUUCAGAACCGAUAAUCCAAAUAUACAAUUCAAUUUUUUAUUUUGCUUAAAUUUACGAAUUUGAGGAAAAUCAUUAAUAAAAGUGUUUAACCAGUGUGCUAUUGGGCAGUUUGAAAUCGGUUGUACGAGAUCGUUUGUGUGGUAAAACGGGCGUGUAGUCCAUGUGUACUCUUUAAUUAGAGAGCAUCUCAAUUCAUUGAACAGUCAACAGCGAACGUUGAUCGAUGUACCCAAAAGUGCUGUGCUAAUAAAAAAAAAUUCGUUACAAAAAAAAAACAUCACCAAAAAAUCUCAAAACAAAAUCCAUUCCGUCCAAAUCGAAUCUCAUCAUCAAAAUUGAAAAAUUAUGACUAAGGAAAAGUACUUUGACGAUAGUCAAGAGAAAAAAUCGGUCAAUUCCGCAUUCUUUGAUGGACCUCGGAAAGAAUCAUUCAAAUUAACACGGUUCAUUUACAAUAAACGCGAAGGAACGGUUUUGGGGCGCAACACAGAGUCAUGGGUAAAAAUCGGCAUAUUUUACUCGAUAUUCUACGCCGCGUUGGCCGCAUUGGUAGCGAUGUGUAUGUGGGUAUUUUUCCAAACGCUCGAUCCACGUAUACCAAAGUGGAAGCUGAAAGAAUCGCUGAUCGGCACAAAUCCAGGUCUUGGGUUUCGUCCAAUGCCACCACACGAGAACAUCGAAAGUACGUUAAUUUGGUAUAAAGGUACCAACUAUGAAAACUACCGCCAAUGGACCGAUGCACUUGAUAAAUUUCUCGCAAUUUACAAAACACCUGGUGUAACGACUGGACGUGGUCAGAAUAUUUUCAACUGCAAAUACAAUUCACCCCCACCAUCCGGCAAGGUUUGUGACGUCGAUAUUCGGGAAUUUAGAAAGUGUACACAAGAAAAUAACUACAGCUACCAUAAGAGUUCACCAUGUGUUUUCAUCAAAUUGAAUCGUAUUUACGGCUGGGUACCAGAAUUUUAUAAUCGUACCACUGAUUUGCCUGCAAAUAUGCCACGUCAGCUGAUUCAAAAAAUCAAUGUAACUGAUGCAACAGAGUUAAACACCGUUUGGAUAUCGUGUGAAGGAGAGAAUGCCGCUGAUGUGGAAAAUAUCGGCCCAAUUGAAUACUAUCCACGUCAAGGUUUUCCGGGCUAUUAUUUCCCAUAUGAAAACUCUGAAGGAUAUCUUAGUCCUUUGGUUGCCAUUCAUUUCACGAAACCAACGCGUGGAAUCAUCAUUAAUGUCGAAUGCAAAGCAUGGGCAUAUAAUAUUAAACAUGAUCGAAAAGAGCGAACGGGUUCGGUACAUUUUGAAUUGAUGAUCGAUUAAACGCUAGUCGAUUUAUACAUCGUUUUUACAAACAGCAUAUAAUACACAACACAUUCAUACCGAAUGGUGCCGUUGUCAUACAGUGAAAAUAACAACAAUGCUACGAGAAUUAUUUUUCGAACAAUCAACUCAAGCAAUUUCACCUAAAACGAAUGAUAAUAACGAGAAAAACCUUACACACUUUUUUUUUGAUUGUUCAGUCCAUUUUUAUUUUGUUUUCUUUUUUUUUGUAGUACCAUGUGAAAAAGAUAAAAAAAUUGUUGUUCGAUUGUACAAAAGAUUUUUAAAUCUAAAAGAAAAAAAUGAGAAGAAAAAAUACAUAUUUUCAAUUGCAAAUAAUGGAAAAAAAAUGUAACAUGAGAGUGAAAACAUAUGAAUAUUUAAUGAUAAGGAACGAUUAUCAAAAGCCAUUCCAUUUCUAUUGAUUGUACUAAUAAAAUGAGGCAAGAGAAGAAAAACACACAUCAUUUUAACCGAAAAUCGAAUGAAAGAUAUUUCUUUAGUUUGUAGAAUAUUAUGAAAGUCUCGUACAUUAUGUAUAAUUUAUGAACAUUGUAAGGCAAUAAAUUCGAAAUAGAAACAAGCCAAAAA